Molecule: messenger RNA, 8756 nt
Organism: Stegostoma tigrinum
Lineage: Eukaryota; Metazoa; Chordata; Chondrichthyes; Orectolobiformes; Stegostomatidae
Gene: trim71
Product: tripartite motif containing 71, E3 ubiquitin protein ligase
Exons: 4
Coding region: 293-3127 (944 amino acids)
Biological process (GO): proteasome-mediated ubiquitin-dependent protein catabolic process; protein polyubiquitination
Molecular function (GO): protein binding; ubiquitin protein ligase activity; zinc ion binding
Source: RefSeq, a predicted model, not a curated record
AGUGCGAGAAGAUGGAGCGCGCAGCCGCGCCAGGGAGCGGCGGCUCGAGCAGUAGGAGCUCGGAGUGCAGCUGAAGAGAGGCCGGGAGGAGGAGGAGGAGGAUCGGCAAGAGGUCUAGGAAGGCCCGGGGAUUGAAGAGAGGCCUCUAGUAGCUAUUCAAGCGGGCGGAGGGAGCGAGAGAGAAAGAGGGGAGAUUUUUAAAAAAAUUAUUAUUGAGGGACCCCAGGCCGGACCCUCCCCGACCUCCCGGCGCCUCCCGCGGGGGGGAAUAUGAGCCCCCGCCGGCCUCUCCAUGUGGAUUUCUCGGUCGCUGCAGAGGGGAGCGGUUCUCGCUGAGGAAGCCGAGCGGCUGCCCUCGUCCAGGCCGCCGCCGCCGGCCCCCGAGCUGGCCCAGGGCCGCUUCUACCCGCGCUGUUUCCAGCGCUCGGACGCCGCCAUGGCCGCCCCUUUCUGCGGUCCCGAGCAGGCGGCGGCGGCGGCUGCUGCUGCUGCUGCUCCCCCGCCGCCGCCGCCACCUCAGGCCCAGGCCCAAGCCCAGCCUCCGCAGCAGCAACAGCAGCCGAGCGCGGCUCCCUCGGGGCGGCCCGACACCCAACUCCAGCCGGCACCGCCCGCUCAGCCUCAGUGCGGCCUGUGCUGCUCCCGCGGGCUGCCCGCUCCGGUCCCGGGGCCUCGCCCUCGGAGUUCCGCGGCGGCCGAGGAGCUACGCUUGCUGCCGUGCCGCCACUCCUUCUGCCAGGCGUGCCUGGAGGCUCACGGAGCCGGGGGUCCCCGCAGGCAGCGGCGGGGAGCCGGGGGUCCGCCCACCGCCGCUCACCGGCGCCUCCAACCCGGGAACGGGCCUGGCCCGGAGCCCGAGGCCGCCUCCACGGCCAUCUCCUCUUCCUCCUCCACCUCAUCGUCGUCCUCCUCCUCCUCCUCGGAGCAGCUGAGCUGCCCCAUCUGCGAGCGCCUGAUGCCCGGCGCCUCGGCUCCCUCCGACAACGAGCCGGGCCUCCCGGCCGAGCUGCUACUGCUCAACAACCUGCUGGACGUGGUGUCGGCGGCUGAGGAUGAGCUGGACGGGGGAGGAGCGGGAGGGGGCAGAGGCCGUGGCCGGCCGAGGAGCUCACCGGCUGGAGGAGGCGGCGGCUGCAGCUCGUGUGACGAAGGGGCCCCGGUCACCUCCCGCUGCCUGGACUGCGCCGAGUACCUGUGUGACCGCUGCGUGCGGGCCCACCAGCGGGUCCGCCUCACCAAGGAGCACGCCAUCCACCGCUUCAGGCAGCAGCAGCAACAGCAACCGCAGCCCCCCCACUACAACCAGCAGCCCUUCCCCAGCCUGCCCCUCUCUCACGAACGGGUCAGCUACUGCCAGCAACACGAGAACGAAGUGAUGCGUCUGUACUGUGAUACUUGCGCUGUCCCAAUUUGUCGAGAAUGCACAAUGAGCCGUCAUGUGGGGCACAGCUUUGUCUACCUCCAGGAUGCCGUACAGGACUCCAAAGAAAUUACCCUACAGUUAUUAGCAGAUGCACAGCAAGGCCGACAGGCAAUUCAGCUCAGCAUAGAGAAAGUCAGAGCUAUGGUGGAACAAGUCGAGAUGAAAGCCCAAGUGAUUCGUUCCGAAGUCAAAGCAGUUACUUCACGGCACAAGAAGGCUCUAGAGGAACGUGAGUGUGACCUAUUAAGAAAGGUUGAAAAGAUCCGGCAAAUGAAGGCCAAGACCCUGCACCUUCAAGUGGAAGCACUGCGUGAGAAUUUAACCCGGCUAGAAAGCACUAUAGAUUGUGUUCAGAAAGCCUUAUUGGAUGGACGUGAUGUGGAUGUUCUCUUGGCAAAAGAACAAAUGUUUGUCCAAAUCCAGGACUUGAAGAAACUUCGGAAUCUCCUUCAGCCUCAAGACGAUGACACACUUUCGUUCAUUCCACCCGAUGGUGUACUGUACAAAGCCAUCAAGUCACUGGGCAUAAUUAGUAGCAGUGCAUAUGCCCCAAUAUCUACAGCAACUGGUGAAGGAUUGAAACGGGCAUUACGUGGGAAAAUGAGCAGCUUCACCGUAAUCACCAAGGAUCACACUGGUGAAGGAAGAUCAUCUGGUGGUGACUUGGUCGUAGUUGUUAUCAUGGGACCUGAUGGCUGUCUCUUUCGUGCUGAUGUUCUUGAUCAUCAUGACGGCACUUACACAGUUAGUUACUCCCCACAUCUGGAAGGAGAACAUGUGGUCUCUGUGACAAUUCGCGGUCAGCAUAUUGAGAACAGCCCUUUUCGAGUAAUUGUUAAAGCUGGUCGCAACUACUCUGGAAUUGGGCUCCCAAUCUGCUCCUUUGGCGGAGAAGGGGAUGAAGACGGGCAGCUUUGCCGACCGUGGGGUGUCUGUGUCAACAAAGAAGGCUAUAUUAUCAUUGCUGAUCGUAGCAACAACCGUGUUCAAGUAUUCACGCCAAGUGGAACCUAUCACCACAAGUUUGGGACAGCGGGUGCCAGGCCCGGGCAGUUUGAUCGUCCUGCUGGAGUUGCCUGUGAUCAGAAUUGUCGCAUCGUAGUGGCUGAUAAGGACAAUCACCGCAUUCAGGUGUUUACCUUUGAGGGGCAAUUUAUCCUUAAGUUUGGGGAGAAAGGAAGCAAGAAUGGCCAGUUCAAUUAUCCUUGGGAUGUUGCAGUCAAUACUGAUGGAAAGAUCCUAGUGUCUGACACUCGCAAUCAUAGAGUUCAGCUUUUUGGCCCAGAUGGAAAUUUUGUAAGUAAAUAUGGCUUUGAGGGAGCAUUGUGGAAGCACUUUGAUUCUCCUCGUGGAGUGGCCUUUAACCAUGAAGGACACCUUGUGGUCACAGAUUUCAACAACCACCGGCUGCUGGUAAUCCAUCCUGACUUCCAGUCUGCACGUUUCCUUGGCUCUGAAGGCACAAGUAACGGUCAAUUCCUCCGACCUCAGGGUGUAGCUAUUGACCAAGAAGGGCGCAUAAUUGUUGCUGAUUCCAGGAACCAUCGCAUUCAGAUCUUUGAACCAAAUGGCAAUUUCCUGUGCAAGUUCGGGACCCAAGGCAGUGGCUUUGGACAGAUGGAUCGACCAUCCGGAAUAGCCCUGAUGCCAGAUGGACUGAUAGUAGUCGUCGACUUUGGCAACAAUCGUAUCCUCUUGUUUUAAUAAUGCUGUGUGCUUUGAUUUUCUAUAUUGUGGAUUUGUUGCUCAGGGACAAUGUCUUAAUUGUUUUCCCUAGAGAAGACAGGUUUUUUUUCUGUGCUGCAGUCAUCUACCUCAUGUUGGUAAAGUGUGAGCUGUGAGACUACUUCAAAACUACAUAAAUAUAUAGACCUACCUCACUGCCUGCAGAUGUUGGGCUGACUUAAUGUUUGGAUAUUUCCAUGGAACUGUGCAAAUGUGUCCAGGCAAUUGGUGCCUUUAUGACCUGAAUCCAAAGACUUGUUUCUUAGUAUUAAAAUUGUCCUGUAGCUUUAUUUAAAGAAAAAUCUCUCAGGUAGGAAGACUAUUGGCCACUUCUCUAGCCUAAAAAUGGCCAUUCGUGGGUGACUGAAAAGCUUCGGCUGCCUACCUGCAUACGUUUUGUUUUCAGGGAUUAGUUGAUAUUGAAUAUCUCGUACGUUUAGCCCUACACUCUUCUGAAUGUAGCCCUACGCUUCACCUGAAUGUAAGCUAAAUACUUUUUUUUGUUGUUUUUGGGGUGUAAUGUUCUUUGGCCUGAUGCACAUAAUGGUGAACAUAGAAGUUGUUGAGGGUUCUUCUAAGUGUGUGUUUAUUUGGGAUAUUUGUGUAAGGAAGACUUGGGAUGCUAUUUGAUACCCUGAAGAUCAAAGUAUAGUAAGGCACCUGGGAUAAUCAAAUUAUAUUUACCUCAACUGCUAGCUCAGGUACCUACAUAAAAUCAAUUUCCUACUGAAUUGGUAGGCUGUAUUUGGUUUCAGAGGCAGUAUUACUUUGCUUUGGAAGUGUGAAUUGGCUGAUUUAGAAGACUAUUUCCUUGGGUCUUGUUUAGUCUUGAGUUCCGUUAAUUGGGAAUCUUUAGAAAAACGAGUUCAGGGUGAUCAAAGUCCACUGGUCCUGUUUUGGUGUGCCACUGUUUGGAUGCACACGCACUGUUACAGAUGCCAUAAACUGAAAUGUUUCUCAAUGCCAAGUUUCCUAAAUGGGGAGAUUUUUAAUCCUCCAUACUUCAUUGAGAAAUCAUGUGUUGGUAUUUUAAUGCAAAAAAGUGUAAAAUGCAAUUGAGCUGAUUAGUUCUUUACUGGUCGGUUUUAGGCAAUAGAUUUAUGUUGUCCUGACCCCUCGAGUAGGAAAAAAGUCAGUUCUUUAAAGAGCAUUAUUGUAAUGGCUUGUGUGUGUUGUGUGCUGGGGCAGUAGUAAUGCUUGUGAAGACCCAUUAGGACUGGCACUGCGCUGUUAUGUGAAUAUUCUGCCAGGAUUCUAGUUGUAGCUAAUAGUUGAGGAAAUAUAUAUAUAUAUACAUACAUAUAUAUAUGCGCGCUGUAGUCGUAGGAACAUUGGUAGAAUCCUUGGAUUUAUUUUCAUCUCUGAAUCUUCCGUUUUUCCUGUAGCCCAAAGUGACCAAUUAGUUUAGAAAUGAGACAAUGUCUCUUUAAAACUAUUUUAAAUUAAGUUUAUGCAAGUGACUUCCUUCACAGCCUUCUUAAGUAUGGAUUUUAGAAAAGACAACAGUAUUUUUACAGUCUGGGGAUCGCAGCAAAUAAACAUGACAUUUUACAGAAACCACACUGAAUAUUUUUGCAAAAUCCAGAGGUCAUUGAUCGCCGUAAAUUGUACAGUUUUGACUCUGAGCCAGUUUCAUCAUACCUGCUAAGAUACUCCACUAGUUUUCCUGCCUUGCUAGUUUGGUAAUCAGAGUUAAAGAUAGAAUCCCAUUUUCAUUUCACUUUUUAGCCUUUUGCCUGCCAAUUGUUUGCAGCUUGCAAAAGCUAGUAGCCUGUGAUUCAUUCAACCUUUAACAAUGAGUAAUCAUUGCCUUUUGGGAAGGAAAUGGGUCCAAGUGUUUAAAAGCUGUGAAGGUUGGGGGUUUUCACAUUUGGCAGCUUGUUUUCUUUUGAACAGAAGACUGUGACUUCAUUUUGGAGCAACUCACCUUGGUCAGCUCUCUAAAUCAGGCUAAAGGAUGAACUACUGGGCUAACCUCUGAAUGCGGCUGGACCUUAAUCCUGGGCCAUAAGGAAUUGAAUUUGAAGUGUACGAGCUGUUAUUUAAUUAAAUGAAACAAAUUGAUGCAACUUUUAUCAUUACUCUGAGCUUGUUGAGACAAGACAUUUUAGUUUGUAGGAUGAAAGAGGCAUGCUAGUCAGUAAAAUGAUAAUGGCGAAAUCUGAAAUGAGGGGUAACAUUAAUGUAAAUUUGAGGUCCCAGCCUGGAAAAGUGGUUUUUUUUGGUUAACAUUAAGAUUAAAAAUUCAAAAUUUGUGUGGAGCAGUAUCCAUUUAUAAAUGUUAGUAUUCUACAUUGUUGUGAGCUCCCUACUGAAUCUGUUUAGCUUUCAAGAUGAAACUGGCUAAUGUGCUGCUUCAGAUUGUAACAGUCGGUUGAGUAUGUCGUGGUUAGAUGUUGUAGCGUAGAAUGGCUUUUGUUUUACACAUCGGGAAAUUGUUCAUGAGCAGUGGUUAAUGGUUAAUGCGAAACAGUUAAGGGGCCCAUCAAUUUGAAAAAUAUAUGUAGACUCUCCACCUUUUGAAGUAUGAAAUAGGUUUUGUCUUUAAAAUUAGAUUGAAACUUACAAGAAUUCUUGUAAUUUGAAUGCUGUGCUCUUAACUGAGUUUUAUACAGUUACGGCUCUUGGUAUACAGCCAUAGAUAUGUCUCCUGAAGCCAUUUUUUUUCCCUCUAGCACAAAUUUAAGGAUACAAGCACACAGUUGUCAGCCCCACUUUUGGGGUGCAUUUUAAAAGUAAAAAUUGAAAAAUGUAUCAAUUUUUACACACCAGAUGAAUCAGUUAUUACUGUAUUGAGUUCCUUUGGGAUAGCAGAUAAAUCUUAACCAAAUUGAAUCUUAUUUAAAAAAGGGUGUGUCCUUAAUGAAGAUUGUUUAAAAUAUCUUACUGUGUUUGAGGUUAUUGGUAUAAUAUAGGUUUUGCAAUGGUCUCCUGGCUUUAAAAAAAAUUGGUUAUGAUAGCCAGUUCUUGUCCUGAUGGACUCAAUUGGUGAACUUCGCUAAUCUAUAAUGUGAUGACCCUUUUUAUCAUGUUGCUCAUAAUGAGGUCAUCAGUUAAUAUUUGCAGUAUUUUUUCAAAACAUAAUGCAUUCUUGAAUUUUUGUAAGUGCAUUGAUCUGAAACCUUAAGCUACUUUUUUCACAGGUGCAAAAAUGUGAAGUUAAAAGCAUGAUUCCAGGGGAGAAGGUAAAGUUCUUGUUUUAAAAAUUCACCCUUUUUUAAUCAUUUUCAAUUUGGCUUAAAUGUCUGCUAUCCAGCUGGUGACUGAAGAUAAUGCAUAAAAAACUAAAUCACUACUAUGAAUUAGGUGCAUCAGCAUUCAAAACUCAUCACUUUUUUUCCCAAUUCUGUAACUGGACAAAUCCCCAAAGUCUGUUUUAGCUUGAGUAUACACAAAACAACUUCACACAGCUAUACAAGCAAAUUCAGAGUUCACUCAAAGUGCUUAAUGGAUUAUGUUCACAAUUCUUAACGUUUAAGCAGGCACAGUACCUUACCUCCAAUAACCUCAACAAAAGAUCAACUUGCAGAAUUCCAAUAAGCCAGUUAAUUCAGAGACUAGGGUCAAAAUGAUACAUAAUUCUCAGGGAAGUGAUCCUACUAUCUCUGGAUGGUAAUUGGGGUGCAAGAUGUGGUUCUGGUGCCUUGUCAGGUAAUGGUUUUUGUCUACCUCAGUGCCUCUUUCUGUGGCAGCUUCAAACUACCUCAUGUUGGAACCCAAUUGGCUCACCUGCCGUUGGGUGAAUAGCUUGCACCGGAGGCUAAUGUGCAGUCUUCUGAUGUCAGGAUUUUAAUGCUGCCGAAAUGGGCAUUGAACAAAUAAAUAUAUGGAUGAUGGUUCAUACGAAGCCCCUAGUAGUUUUGUCAUCUCCUAUUUUAGAAAACUCCCAUUCAGCAUGUCGUUAGGUUCUAUAGUUAAGUGUCUGUAGUGUGGCUUCAGUAACACUUCACAAAAAGAAAUUCUACAAUCUGAGCAGAACUUCUAAACUUAACAGAAAUUAUCUUUGUUUUAAUGUACAUAAAUUAGAUGUUUAAAAGACCUUAUGCUUCCAGGCUUAUCCUGUCAACUGCUGUCAAAAGGAAGCUCUUGGGAAAACUCAGUGGCAAGUGACUUUCCCACUAGCCCUGCUGUGUGCUGAAUGGUACAAUUUUAUGAAUAGUCAUGUGGCUUGAUUUAGUGGCAUCACAGGGCAGGCCAAAUCUCUACCUCUUUUACACACAGAAGAAUUGUUAUAUUUAUACACAAAAUAAUGGUAAACAUUCUAAUCUCAAAGGUGACUCGUCCUUUUUUUCCACUGUCCCAAAAUGUUCUCACUUGCCUGUUGGGAAAUGUUUUGGUGGUAGGAAAUGGACAAGCUUUUGGUCAGUUGUCUUGAGUUUUCCCUUAAGGUAUUUGUUGUGGCAUCCCUUCUGUUGUCCUUCUGCAUGUCAGGUAAGGUUUUGCAAAAGUGUAGAUAGAGGUGCUGUUCUGGUUAGUUGUUUGAAAGGUGACAAUGCUUGGGAGGAAGGGGAAGAUUUGAUGUUAACAUCGGUUUGGGGAGCAGUUGGACUCCUGGCCACUUUGGUUUGUCAUCUGUGAACAUGUGUACGAAAUAGAAUCUGAAGCUCACAGGCACUUGAGUUGAUUUUCUAAGCUUGCUGGCAGAUGCAGUUGAAGCCUUGCAGGGUUUUGACCAUUUAACCCAGUGCAGUUUACUCAAAGCUGAGUGAUCAGAAAUUGAAUAACCCGUUUCACACACUAAAACGUUGGAUGUUGUUCAAAUGUAGACAGGAGUUAUUGACAUUUUCAUUGACAAAGUAUGACCCUGGUUGAUAGUGGGAGCACCUGAUGUGCUGUUUGUUUAAACAAAUUGUUUUUGUGAACUGAUUUUAUGAAGUGCUUAAGUUUUUUUUUAUAUUUCGUGAAACUGGGUUUCAAACCACUAGUUAAGCAGACUUUAUUCAAAAUUUAUUCUUGAGAAUUUAGUGUCUGGUCCAAGAUCCAGAAAUCCUGGCUGAGAAGACGUAAUAUAUAGCUUAAAGAAGUUUUCACUGUUUUCUAAAAACGGUGAAACCAAGUUCUGGGCUCAAAUUAUUUUAGAGGCAGAGCUACAGUAAAAUCAAAAGUUAUAUUGAGUUGUGUAAGAAGUGAUUUUGCUUAUUGCCUCUGUUUUUCUUUUCUAAUUUUAACUUUGUAGUCUGUGUUCUAGAUUAAGGGGAUAGCAUUAAAAUGUCUGGUGCAAGUGGUCAAAGGCCCUUUUCUCAAACUUAGACAAGUGCCUCAAAAUGACGGAGCCUGUUUCUGUAUUUAAAGAUGUCUGAGCAGUAUUGUUUAAGUUACUGUUGUACAACAACCCAGCAUUUAAUGUUCAUCGGUGGUUACCACUGCUUAAAGGAAAGGGGGAAUUGGAGUCCUAGACUGCCAGAAAAGUGUUUUAAAAGAAAAUUCCUCUUGGGGUUGUCUUUACAGUAAGGUGACGGGUAAUUUUUUUUUUGUUUCACCCUUUUGUAUAACUUACCUCUACAUUAUAAGAUCCAGCCUCUGCACCAAAGAAUGAGGUUUACUGACCUGGAACACUUCUUAAUCCUGUGUGUUUGAAAGCCUAAAAAUUGAUGUUUGUGCAAUUUUA